Messenger RNA from Dentiscutata erythropus, 310 nucleotides. The record is from the annotation of a GenBank genome assembly. NCBI's taxonomy places the organism in Eukaryota, Fungi, Glomeromycota, Glomeromycetes, Diversisporales, Gigasporaceae.
AUGGCUGGACAAAAUAAUGUAGUAAAUUGGGAUGAUAAAACUGGUGCUGUUUAUUUAUUAUUUGCUGAUUUAAUUCAUAAAUAUGGUCAAGAAGGUCAAGAAGAUUUAAGUAAAUGGAAAAAUGAAGCUGAACGUUAUUUAGAUGGAAUAAUUAAUUUAUCAACUUGUUCACUUACCAAAGGUGGACUUUAUUGGUGUGAUGGAGAUAGUGAAUCAGCUUCCUUAAAUCCUGCACUUAAUGCCGCAUUCUUAUUAUUACUUUAUAGUUCUUUAAAUAUAUCAACUUCUUCUUCUAUCGAAAAAAUUCAAA